GGAUGCGCGAGCUCGGUUGUUAAUGAAGUUAACGUUACUUUAACGUCUGUUGAACCACCAUAACAAGUCUAACGAGCCAUUUUUACAUAUAAUUUGGACAAAGUCGAGAGAAAACACUGAACUGUGACAGAUAUGGAAGAAGCAGAGACCGUCCCGAUACUUUCCAGAAAAGAGCUGCGUAAGCAGAAGUUGAUGGAAUACUUGGCAGGAAAGGGAAAGCUGAAACAGCCCAACCCUAAGCCAUACCUCCGUGAUGACGUCCAGGUUAAGAGGCCUGUCACGUCUACACAAAAGGUGGUCAUGGGAAAAGAGAACACAGCUCCAGCUGACAGAUUCAGAUAUGAAGGCACAAAAAUUCAAACUUUGGCUGCUCAAUCCACAAAACAGCCUGCCAGAGAACCAUUUGGUGUUACCAACAAAGUGAAUAUAAAAGCCAACAUCCCAACCGGGCGGCGAAAUACCAGUCGUACUUCUGCAACCUCUGGCCUAGCACAGCCAAAACUUAAUCAAAACCCUGUGCUGACGAGAACCUACACCGUUGUGUCGUCCAAAUCCAACUGGAAUGAAGCCACCCAUGCUAAAAAGCGUCCAGAAACAGGAAGUCCAUCUUCAGGCAGAAUCUCUUCAAAUGCAGCUCAUACAGCUGCUACAAAAUCAAACAGCAGAUUCAGCAGGAGCUCAAAUGCUACCAGGUCAUGUCCAGUGAAGACAGCCAGUAUCAGGAUGAGUCUCGGCCCCAUGGUCAAAACAAAGACAGGACUCAUUCCUGCAGUGACCCAGCCAAGAAACACUCAGAGUCAAAACUUAAGACACACCUCUGCCACAGCAGCUGAUACCACCAUCGCCACAACUGCUUCUGUAGCUAAUAAGGUGCGAUCCAGCUCCUUUUCAUCAGCUUCUGUUUCCCAGCUGUCUGCCAUGGCUCAGAGAAAAACAUUACCUGCCACUGCUCUAAAUAACCCUGUUAAUGAGAGAUCAGCAGCUGGAAUUAAAGUUCAACAACAGAACAAGUUAAACUCAAAACCACUUUUGGGCAAACAAUCUCAGCCAUUUUGCAAGAGUCAACUAUCAUGUGGACUGAAAUCGGUGUCCACCUCCUCCAAAUGCACAGCAGCACCUAUUAAGCCAAAGGGAAGAGAGGGGUUGUCAAAAACUGUGAAAUCAGCUGGCCAGCCCACAGACAGGACCACAAAGCAGAGAUUCGAGAGUGGAGGGCAGAAAAAUGGCCAAUCACGCAAAGUCGCUGCUCAGACAUCCUCAGGGCCAACGAGCAGGUGCAGCUCCAGAGCAGUCAGUGGGGUUAGGCGUGCUGCAGUGGCUGAGCUGCGAGGGAAAACCAUGACAUGUAAAGAGACCGAUGGCAAGAAGGGUUCAGCGAAUGCCCCUCCACCAAAACGAACAGGCGCCCCAGUUAUGUCCCAGACAGUGCCACGGCCUGCACGGACCAUCAGCCACACCAGUCAGGGCACAGACACAAAGACGCCAAAGGUCCCUGUCAGGGUCCUUCCCCAGACUGAGGGAAAGAAGGUGACCACUGCCCAGGAGGAAAGAAUGAGAAAGCUACGCGAAUGGCGGGAAGCCAAGGGCAUUUCCUACAAGCGUCCUCCAAUGCCGGUGAAGCCUCAGGUCAGGCGCACUGUGGCUGUGCCCCAGCCUUUCUGGGCAACCAUGAAUGAGGAAGACGAAGCCCACUCCCUCAUCUGUGCCGUGGACCGAUCCCUGGCUGACUGCAUCACAUUGCUUGGAGAGGGUUGCCCUCCAGACCAGGUGAGGGAGGUUCUCACACGGCUGCCAGCAGUGUCCCAGAAGUUUGCCAAAUACUGGAUCUGUCAGGCCCGCCUGAUGGAACAAGAAGGCAACCUGGAUGUCCUGCCCAUGUUUGAAGAGGCUGUUGGUCUUGUGUUGGAGCCAGUGGAUGAGCUGCGGACUGUGGUGUUUGAGAUUCUGAAGAAAAAGGAUGAGAUCCAAGCGUCUGCAGAAAAUGAGAAAGAGGAGGACCAAAUUCCAACAGGUGAAAGCACUCCUGAAAGUAUCAACAACCCGAUGAUGACCCCCAAACCAGUGAGAGCUCUCAUCUGGGGAGAGAAAGGAGACUCAUCUGUAGUCAAGUACAAGAUCACAGCAACUCCUGGGUAUGUCUCAGUCAUUAGUACAACUUCCAGCAACAAAUUUAACAUAUUCAUGCCGGCCAGUUUGUUUAAGUGUGGAGUAGAAUAUAUUUUGUUAGUGAUCCAGACUUUAAGGAAAAACCUGGAAAUUAUUUCACUGUUGAGUCUUAAAUCUGUAACAUAAGUUAUUAAAGGUGGGGGAAAAUGUAUACAGCGUGACAGAAUCGUAUCAUCACACUGUGCCAAGUAUUGAUUUUUGUAUUAUAUAAACAGCAAAUAAUGAAAAUAUAGAUUAAACUUCAGGUAGCCUACUUGAAUAAUUUAAUUAAUUGCUUUUACUGAUACAUUUUGCUGCUGCUGCUGCAAAAAAGGCUGAAGUGGUGUGAGCAAACUGAAAACUUUAUCUUAUUAGAUAAAACAGAUGUUGACAAAGUUUUCCUCUGGGGACAUAAUCUACAGUUGGAAAAAGGGUAGUAUAUUGCAAUGUAUUUUAUCACAAUACUCAGCAUAUUGGAACAUAUUUAAAAUCGGGAUAAUAUUUUAUCGUGAUUUAAGUAUUGUGAUUGUAUCGUAUCAUGGAUCCUCUGGUGACUCCUACCCCGAGAAAGGUAUGAACAUAGUUUACAUUUAGUAAUUUAUGUCAUCUGCAUUGUAGAGUUUUAUUAGAAGAUAGGAUUGACCACUAUGGUGACAUGGUUGGACUCUUGGCUCACAGUGCCAAAUAAAAUCUGUUCCCACCAGACUUGGCACACAAGACAUAUUUUAUCCAUUUUUGAGGUCUCACACAAAUCAUCACCAUGAAUUCAUCUGUAAUUAGUGACAUUACAGAUGAGCGUGAAUUUCAACUUUGGCCCUAAUUGCUGAAUCAAGUAAAUGGCAGGCAGCGAGGGACAGACACAAGAAAUAAUUCAAAGUCAAGGGUGAAUACUUUGCCUGAUGUCUUCACACUGGAAACAUCUGAAUGAAGAAAAGAGAUUCAAGCAUGAUGAGUUUCCAAUGCUCCUUUUGAACAGGUAAUGUACUAGUUAAUAGUAAGAUAUGUGCCUACGUGUCAAGAUAAAGUACCGUUGUAUUAAAUUUGCUACUGAUGUUCGUUUGCAUAUAUUCGUCUUUUAUUUUGAGUAGUUAAGAUAAGACGCAGUUACACAUCAGCUCAGUGAUAAAAUUCCAAUAGCACUCCUUGGGAAUGUUCAAAAAUAGAAUACCAGUUUUAAGGUAAAGUGUGAUAUGAAAAUUGAUGGUUAUCGACCGUAUACAUUUAUUUGCUUAUCUAUGAUAUUGAAAAAAAAAAAAUAUAACUGGAUGGAGAGUGUCACCUUUAUUAUAUGUAUUUUCAAAAGGGAGACUUAAAAAAAUGUAUCCAAGUAUCAAUAAUGAUAAUAAAAUGUUCAAGAAAAAUAACCCGGAUAAUAUAAUAAUUGUUAUGUCAAACUGUGAAACUGUGAUACUUGAGACGGUCACCAUGCCGUGAAAAUCUCAAACCACAGCAACCCUAAUCAGUACGUGACAACAGAUUUUGUCAUCAUGGUGGCCUGCCACUAGUACAUUAAUGCGUGGGAAACUGUGAUUAGUGUA
This is a messenger RNA of Epinephelus moara (kelp grouper), 3683 nucleotides long. RefSeq names its product cytoskeleton associated protein 2-like (gene ckap2l). Bases 133 to 2292 code for a protein of 719 amino acids. The record is from RefSeq and is a predicted model, not a curated record. Lineage: Eukaryota; Metazoa; Chordata; Actinopteri; Perciformes; Serranidae. Gene Ontology annotation, cellular component: mitotic spindle; cytosol; centrosome. The transcript is spliced from 8 exons.